UGACUCAACUCUAGUUCAAUUUCAACCUCCGUAAGCGACGGAACCUACUACCAGCGAUUCUUGGUCGACUAGAAUGUGAUACGGAACAUCCCAAAGUAUGGCGAAAACCAAGUGGAACAUACUGUUUGCAACUUUCGUUCUUUCGUGCCUUUCGCUGGCCACUCUCAUUGUGGCGUUCUGCACGCCGUACUGGAUAAUCUCUGAAGCGCGUGAACAGACAGCCUACAGGAACAGUGACAUACAGUAUGGCCUGUUUACCGGGUCGCUCACUCGGAAUGUUCUGGCCACUUCAGUGCCGUACGAUCUUACAGUUAUCUGUUUGUACGAGCACAAUGUAUGUGUCUACAGCUGCCAAAAGGAGGAAGCUAAACGAGAAUCAGAAGUGCUGGCACUUCUAGCCGGCGAGAAGCCUGCCGAAUGCCCCAUAUCGAGCACCAAAACUCAGUCAAAUCGAGUCAUCGACGAGGAAGUGAAACAGUCCAGUUCUGCGAAAGCCGUAUCCAGGGAUAGCUUUAUCAACGCCGGCCUCUGGUUAACGACGGUGCUGUUUCUAGCGGUUGCCACCGCCUUUGCUGGCGCUUCGGCCAGCUUUUCCAUCAUCAACGUCCUGUUCAACCCGGUGGAACCAAUUUUCAGCGUGUUUGGCCUAUACAUCUGGAAUGGAAUCGUUAUCGGUGCGACCGUGCUGACCAUGAUCAUGUGGGGUGCUCUGUAUGGGUCGUCCGUAAGCAAUAACAUUGCCAUCACGGAUACGCUGACACCGGAAGCUCCGUAUAGUUCGGCAGAUUUGGCGUCGUUAGGGGCCAGCUAUUGGGUACUGUUCAUUCCCAUUUUGCUGCAUGGCAGCAAUAUUGGGCUACUGUUGUGGAGGCAGUAUGAAAUUAAUAAGGAACCUCCUCCGACAACGAUCGACGUGGAUAAGUCGGAUCUGACGAUUAUUAUGUACUAGAGGGGGUAAAAGUGACGAGAAACGGAGUCCAUAGAGUUAAUAAAUUGGAUGUUCAUUCAUAUGUGAUUUUA
Aedes albopictus (Asian tiger mosquito) is the source of this 1020-nucleotide messenger RNA. RefSeq lists its product as uncharacterized. The coding region runs from base 98 to 949 and encodes 283 amino acids. The record is from RefSeq and is a predicted model, not a curated record. Lineage: Eukaryota; Metazoa; Arthropoda; Insecta; Diptera; Culicidae. The transcript is spliced from 3 exons.